AUGCAAAGUCGUUUAACAUAUCACUGCUGUUGGAGCAAUUCAAAAACCAACAUCAUUCCCGUGGGACCUUAACAGUUCUCUCGCAGAUUUGGAUUCCAAUCCUUGUUCCCCUUUCUCUUCCCUAUAAUCAACGGUGCCGAUCCUUCUCAUCUCUCUCCAGUAGAAGUGGUAUCUUAUGGCUGCCUUCAAAGCAUUUUGGAACAGUCCAGUUGGUCCUAAAACAUCUCACUUUUGGGGACCUGUUGCCAACUGGGGAUUCGUCGCUGCUGGUUUGGCUGACAUCAAUAAACCUCCAGAAAUGAUCUCUGGCAACAUGACAGGAGCAAUGUGCGUUUAUUCUGCAUUGUUCAUGAGAUUCGCAUGGAUGGUUCAGCCACGCAACUAUCUACUUCUUGCAUGUCAUGCUUCAAAUGAGACUGUUCAGCUCUAUCAACAUACCCGAUGGGCAAAGGCAGAAGGGUAUCUCUCGGGGAAGAAGGAGAAAGAAGCUUCAUCAAAGUGAACACAGUGAUUUGAAAAGAUUAUGUUUGAACUUAACGAUAUAUGAAUAAUUGAUUGCAUGAAAGGGCUCGUGGAAACGGUAAAAGAUUCAAAAUUUUCCGAGUAUUUAUUUUUACAAGGAUUAUAAAGAAAUCUACACUAUUAUAGGCUUGAUUGUUUUUGAUCCGAUCCGGAACUUUUGGGCCAGAAAUCAAACAUUUAUAUUUUGACACGGCGUAAUUCUUUUUAACAUCCAUGAAAUUUUUAUACGCAUUGUUCAACCGUGGAUAUGAUUCUUAUUACUGUCUGUUGUCUGCACUGUUGGAACAUUUAUGAACUUUGAGUGCAGUAUUCAAUGUCUUCUUUCUUCAAUGACAUCAAACCUUUUCCUUCCAA
Messenger RNA from Vicia villosa (hairy vetch), 876 nucleotides. RefSeq names its product mitochondrial pyruvate carrier 1-like. Gene Ontology annotation, cellular component: mitochondrial inner membrane. Bases 176 to 502 code for a protein of 108 amino acids. The record is from RefSeq and is a predicted model, not a curated record. Gene Ontology annotation, biological process: pyruvate import into mitochondria. Lineage: Eukaryota; Viridiplantae; Streptophyta; Magnoliopsida; Fabales; Fabaceae. The transcript has 5 exons.